AGCCGCUCUGUGAUUGGCUGCCCGCCACGUCACUCACGAGGCUCGCACGAGCCGAGGACCAAUCGCGGUGUGCGCAAACCGUCGGACGCAGUCUUUGUCGAACGUUGUCAGCCACCAUCGCUUCGGGAGCCACGUCGAGCGUGUUCAUGGAUUCCAUCGCGUCGUGGUGACUCUCCGUGAUAUUUUUUCGUCCCCCUCGCCCCAGCCGAAGCGUCACUUCCCACCUCCGCGGCUCUCUUCUCGUCCCGCGCGGCCAUGGGCACCGUCCUCUCCAUCUCCCCUGCCACCAAGAAGGCCAUGGACGCCGACGACGGCGCCAAGGGCGACAAGAGCCUCAAGCGGCCCUCCAUGUUCGUGUCGCUGUCGUGGAAGAAGCUGGUGGCCAGCUCGGCGAAGAAGAAGGUGACCCCCAACCCGAACCCGCCGUGCGCUCCGCAGGUGGCCCAGCGCAAUAGCGAGAACCUGCGGAAAACGCUGCAAGGUGACGAGCGCAAGCCGCGAGCCCCCAUCCCCGUGCCGGUACCCACGGUGCCCACGCAGAGCAACAAGCAAGCGGCGGUGCCCAAGCGAGGCGGCAGCCCGUCUGCGGUGUCCCCGAGGCGGAUAGUGAUCCAGGCUUCCACCGGGGAGCUGCUGCGCUGCUUGGGGGACUUCGUGUGCCGCCGUUGCUACAAGCUGAAGGAGCUGAACAGCGGCGAGGUGAUCCUGUGGUUCCGCAACAUCGACCGGACUCUGUUGCUGCAAGGCUGGCAGGACCAGGGCUUCAUCACGCCGGCCAACGUGGUCUUCGUGUACCUGCUGUGCGAGGCCACGCUCGACGAGAGCCUGGCCAGCCCGGCCGAGCUGCAGGGCGCCUUCCAGACCUGCUUGUACCUGGCCUACUCGUACAUGGGCAACGAGAUCUCGUACCCGCUCAAGCCCUUCAUGAUGGAGGCCAACAAGGACGCGUUCUGGGACACCUCGCUGGGCAUCAUCGAGCGGCUCAGCGGCAAAAUGCUGCAGCUCAACGCGGACCCGCACUUCUUCACCGAGGUCUUCCAGGAGCUCAAGAGCCAGCGGGACUGCAGCGAGCCCAACCUGGACCGCUGACGUGCAGCGUGGCCCGCGCUUGCCGAACACAAAUACGACAAAAAAUAAUCAUCAGAAGAAGUCAAGAUCACUGGAGAACGGCUUUGAAUGUAAAGGCCAAUCCUAAAGGCUGGAUAUUGCUAAGAUAUCAAUGCGACGUUAGGGUCUUUAGACAGCAGGAGAAUUGACUACUCGUGCAUGCCAUCAAUGUUGUAUCGUUCUCCCUUUCUUUUUCUUUUUUUUAGUUACGUACGUACAUUGAAAUGCUAAUUGCGUUCAUGAUUCGCACGCUUUCUGGCGCAAGCGGUGCUCGAGGACCAGUAGAGACCAAGAGAUUGUGGUUCAAGUGCGCGUUCAGGCUGAGCUGUCCAAGGUGCUGACCUGUGCUGCUUUUUUUUUUUUUUUUUUUUUUCACCCUCUGCUUCAGUGGCACCUUGAGAUUCGAGUUUAAUUCAUUCCUUAAUACAUUUGACUCUCAAAUCAGCUUUCCCCAUUGAAAUGAAUGGAAACGCCCCAGCUUCCCCCCAAAAAAUACAGCAAAGAUUUUUGUAAUGUGGUUUUUAAUAAGGAAAAUAGCCCUCUAUAUAUUAAUCUGCAAUAAUAAAAAAUAAGAGUAAUAACAAUUAAAUAGAAUGGAAAGAAUUAAACAGGAUAGGAGCUCCUUCUAGUGUGCAGACACAAACGAAAAAGUGACUCAGUAAUAUGCAGUAAUAUUAGUUGUUUUUUUUCACAGAGGAUAAAGAAUAUACACGCUUAAGUAUUGUGAUAUUGUCUGUCUACACGUGUCGCUCCACCAUUUGUGUUCGAAUAUCCAAUGAUUAAAGGGUUUACGCCAGUGCGACCGUCAAUGCUAAAUGUUAGCUCAUCAAUGGCGUUUUUUUUUCAAUAUGUGUUAGCGUUAAGCUCGCAGGGGGUCUUCAUCAUGCAAAGUUGUUUGGUUGUUUUAAAUACACGUUUAAUUUUCUUUGUUUUGUGUUUAGUUUGGCAAUAACCUUCACCGCUCGUAUUGCAAGUUUGCAACUUGCAGGUCAAAGCAAAAAAAAAAAAAAACAUUAUUUUUUUUUUUAAAUCUCAGAAAACUCAUAAGACGUAUCUCAAGGCACCACUGUAUUUGGAGCCACAACAUAGUGAUGGAGAAAUCCAACCCAAUGCGCUCACUCCCAGUGCAUAAGACUAAGCCUUGUAAAUUGAGUUACAAACCACUUAGCACAGUAUGCUUUUUAAAUUAUUCUCAACCCCCUGUCUGGAGGACACGACACAUAUUGAUAUUUCCCCUUGGAUAUUACAAUGUUAAAAUGUGAAAAAGCCACACUGCUGCGUGGCAAUUUUCAUGCAUGGUAGACAUUUGAAUGUCAUUUGAGGGGAAUCCACAUAAGGGGAUGAUUUAAUCCAUACAAGGUGACCAAGGUCUGCGUCUUAGUGGUCUAUGAUAUAUUGUAGCUGAGUUUGUGUGUGUGUGUGUAUACUGUGGUGCCUUGAGAUAAGAGUUUAAUUUGUUCCUUUUUUUUUAUAUAAGAAAAAAAUUGCACUUUCAAGUAUUGUUCUGUAUAAAAACGCUUCAAUAUCAUUUACUCUACACAUACAGUAACCCGCAAAAGCGGAAAAUGUGAGCACAAAACACGACUGUACCUAAUGUUUUGUCCUCCCUUGUUCUUCUUUGGUGGGGCUUAUCGGCAAUUGGCACACCAUCUUAACGGGGCAUUAGCGCCACCAACUUAUAUUGUCCUUCCACUGAAAGUAAACCAGUGUGAAUUGAUGGUGGCUGGGUGUUAUGAAGCUUGCUUCUACCAUCUAGCAGUGGGGGUCUGAAGCGCACUUGAAUCUCAAGACAACAAAAUUGGGUAAAUUGUUCAAGUUAAGGCGCUCGUAUCUCAAGGCACCGCUGUACUGAAAGGAAUGUAUUUUUCCGUUUGCCAAGAAAAUACUUGGACAAUCUCAUAUGUGCCAACUGUUUCAUUAUCUUUGCCUGCUACAAUAUGGUUUACAUCAUAUUUUCCAUUUUAAUAUUUUAUUUGUGGGCCAAGCUUAACAAAAACACACAAGAAUGCCCUUUUUUUAGACUGACUGUAUGUAAAUAGUGAAUGUGAGUAUUGUAUCAUUUGCACAUUUGUUUGGGUUUAUAUGAACUAAAGUAUCACAUGCCUCUGAAAGCAACUUUAUACUGUACAUGGACAACAAAGCUUGGUGUCAUUAGUUAUGUUGCACGGUCAUCAUCGUUUGUACGAUGUUGUGUUGUGAAGCCAUUGCUCGGAGUGGAAUGUCAUGCUGCCAUUUUUUUGCACACCCGUGAACAAACCGUGAAUGUUUUGCACAUGUGAUUCAUGAUCAUUGACAAACAAUUCCUCCCAGACACUGGAUUAUUUGCCAUGCAUUUAUGAAAUUUGCAGCUAUGAAUUAAGGACGAUCACCUGUGAACUCCGUAUUUUGUACAGCUCAUUUUCCAAUCUGACUGGAAAGUGUUAUUUAAUGUGUAGUUUGACCGGUGUGAUAAACACUGUUAUUGCACCACAAUUCAUUCUAGCUACAUGUUUAAACAGUAAAUGGUCAGUGCAGUUUAUUGUUUAUGGUUACCAGGGUGAAAUAAAUCCUUUAAAACAG
This is a messenger RNA of Phyllopteryx taeniolatus (common seadragon), 3666 nucleotides long. RefSeq names its product cyclin dependent kinase 5, regulatory subunit 2b (p39) (gene cdk5r2b). Lineage: Eukaryota; Metazoa; Chordata; Actinopteri; Syngnathiformes; Syngnathidae. Gene Ontology annotation, molecular function: cyclin-dependent protein serine/threonine kinase activator activity; protein kinase binding. The transcript has a single exon. The record is from RefSeq and is a predicted model, not a curated record. Gene Ontology annotation, cellular component: cytoplasm; protein kinase 5 complex. Gene Ontology annotation, biological process: positive regulation of cyclin-dependent protein serine/threonine kinase activity; brain development; activation of protein kinase activity. Bases 256 to 1089 code for a protein of 277 amino acids.